AUGAGGGAUGAAAACAUAUAUGUUGUUGAUAAAAUCGUUGGAUGUAGAAAGAAAGGGGGAAAAAAGCAAUAUCUUGUGAAAUGGGAAGGAUACUCCGACUCGGAAAACACUUGGGAAGAUGAAAAGAACAUUUUUUGUAAAGACCUGAUAAAGAAAUACGAAGAAUCCCAAGAAAAGUUGAAAAGACCUAGCCGAAAGGUAGCCAACAGAAAAACUUCUCCGAAGAAACUUAACAAAAGCACUUCUGAAAAGACUAAAGUUAUCAUUAACGACUGGGAUGAAUUGGUUAAUAAAGUUAUUUCGGUGGAGAAAAAGGGAGCAUCCCUUAUGGUCUGGUUGCAGUUCAAAGAUGGAAAAAAGGGUAGUUUUCCAGCAUCACAAAUACAUAUAAAAUGCCCAUUACAUCUACUUGAAUACUAUGAAAAUAAUCUAGUUUUCUGUGAAGAUGGGGGAGAUAAUACCAAGUAA
This is a messenger RNA of Encephalitozoon intestinalis ATCC 50506, 468 nucleotides long. Its product is annotated as chromobox protein. The record is from RefSeq and is a predicted model, not a curated record. Gene Ontology annotation, molecular function: chromatin binding. The coding region runs from base 1 to 468 and encodes 155 amino acids. The transcript has a single exon. Lineage: Eukaryota; Fungi; Microsporidia; Unikaryonidae. Gene Ontology annotation, cellular component: nucleus; pericentric heterochromatin. Gene Ontology annotation, biological process: chromatin organization; negative regulation of transcription by RNA polymerase II.